AUUCAGAGCACAACCGACAAGCUCCAAGAAACAAUGACCUCAUUCUGUUGAAUAAAUCCAUUUAUCGUUAAAGAUAUCAAGUGCUACAGUACGGUGCUUCUUCUCUUUGCCACGUAGAGAUAAAUUCUCCCUGCGUGGAACCCUUCAAAGCAAAGAUUCUAAUGGUCUGAUCCACCGGCUGGGCUGAAGCCUCGCUCUCACCCCCAAAACUGAAACGGAACCAGCCCAAGGGGAAAGAGGAGGGCCGGGAAGGACAUCUAAGGAAAGCGCAUGCGCCACGGCGCACUUCUCGGGGAGGGAGCCGAGGCGGCCGCUGACGGCUUGCUUGAAGGUCAUUGCUUAGAAUGCAACUGCGUCUGAACAACCAUGAAGUGGCUGGGUGUAAUUAUGAACCCCAAAUUAAGAUACUCUGUUUUGGUAAAUAUAUCAAUGAUUCAAAAUUGGAUGAAAAUUGUUCCAUGUCCUUAUGUCAUUAUAAAUAGAAUGAUGUCAAAUCAUAAGCCUAAAAAGAACAUCGCAGAAUAUUACAACAUACUUAACCUUGAUGAAGGCUGUUCUACUCUUGAAGUAAGAGAAUCUUUUCAUCAGCUUGCCAAGCAGUUUCAUCCAGAUUGUGGAUCCCGUACAGCUGAUUCUGCAACAUUUAUACAGAUAGAAGAAGCCUAUAGGAUAGUACUUAACCAUGUAACGGAGAAAAAAAAGGAAGAAAAUAAAGUUGAGGAAGAGGAGGAAGAAGAUAUGCUCAAAUAUAAAACACCACAACAUAGGCAUUAUUUAAGUUAUGAAGGUUUUGGUUUAGGGACUCCAAGUCAACGAGAAAAACAGUAUAGACAAUUUAGAGCAGAUCGUGCUAGUGAAAAAGUACUGGAAUAUCAAAAGCGGAAACUGGAAAACCACUAUUAUGCUAAUAAUGUGACUGUUAAAAAUGUAAGACAAAGUAAGAAUCAAAAAAUAACUCAAGCAAUUGACCGCUUAGUAGAAGAUCUCAUUCAGGAGUCAAUGGCUAAAGGAGACUUUGAUAAUCUCAGUGGUAAAGGAAAACCCCUGAAAAAGUUUUCCGGUUGCUCAUACAUUGAUCCUAUGACUCACAAUUUGAACAGAAUUCUGAUAGAAAAUGGAUACCAACCAGAAUGGAUUUUAAUGCAAAAAGAAAUAAAAGAUACAAUUGAGCAACUCAGAAAAGACAUUCUAUUUUCAAGGAAUAAACUUGGGCAUCCAAUGACAUCCAGUGAGCUAAAGCAGUGGAGCCAAGAUUGUGAAAAGUUUCAAGAAAAUAUUAAAAAAUUAAACAAGCGAGUUAAUUAUUUUAAUUUGAUUGUUCCUAUUCUGAAUAGGCAAAAAGUUCAUUUUGAUGCAGAGAAAGAAAUCGCCAGAGUCCUAAAGAAUUAUGAUAACCUAAUAGCAGAGAAGGUGGAUGAUAAAAGCACAAUUAACAUUGAAUCAAAAAAUGUUAAAACAGCUGGAUUCAAGACAGGGUUUUUUAAAUGGCUAAAUCUAUGGAAAGGAGUUAAAAUAUAAGGAUUUCAAGAUUUAGUGCCAUUAUAUUUCAAAAUCUUUUUUUUUUUUAAAAAGAUAUGCUGAUUUCAAACAUGAGAUAUAUACUAUCACAUUUGCAAGAAUUUAUGUCUGCCCAUCUCUCUGUUUUCUUUUCUCGGUGACUCUGGAACUUAUCAAAUGAAUGAAUUUCCAACUAGUUUUUAGCAUGCAUGUGCACAUCAAUUGUAUGUCAAAAAAAACCUCAACAAUCCAAAAAGUACAAACCCCAAGGAUACUCAUUUUGAGGGGAGAAGAAACCACAUUCAACAAACUUUGCACUUAAGAUUAGUCAUCAAGUGAAUGAACUGGGAUAAGAAUAUGGGAGUAGUAAAUUCAGGGUAUGAGGUCAAUAAAGAUUGCUUCUACUAUUAAACUUUUUUUGCCUUAAGGCUGUGUCUAUUCACCCUAUAUGAACAAAUCAUUGUUUAACCAGAAUAUUUUUUCAUCUCAAUGAUUAAUGCAUCUCAUUACUUGAUCAUUUUGACUGCAGUUAUUACUAGAGCUACUCAGAAUAAAAGGAACAGCCACUUCAGGUCCUGACUCAUUUACAGUGUGUAUACAUAAAGUAUAGUAUUAGCAAUGAUGGAUUUAUGAAUGUGUCCCUACUUUGACAGAUAAAGCAACAUUAUCAAUGAAAGAGAACGUUAAUGGAGAUAGCUUUGGAUUUCUUUAGUUGAGAAAUUGUUUAGCCUUAGCAAAAUUAACCUUUAGCAACUGAGCAAAAUUGAGUUUCCCCGAAUUCCUCUUUUACGAUACCUAUGUCUUUCAGUUAAUAGUCCCUCUAAAACAGGAGUGGGGAACAUUUUUUUUUUUUUGCCAAGGGCCAGUCGGAUAUGUACAACAUCAUUCAUAGGACAGAUAAAUCAUUAACUUAAAAACUCAAGCAGUGGAAGAUUGUUCUAGCUUUCAGCUCCUCAUCAUCCAUAGUUACCUUGGCAGGGCCAGAGCAAAUGAUUUUGCAGGCCCUUUUUGGCCUAUGGGCCAGAUAUUCCCCACCCCUGAUCUAAAAGGAUAGAAUAGAAAUAUUAAAACCCAAAUAGAAAAGUGGGAUAUUAACAUUUCUAAUCACUGUGAUUAUUAAGAACAGCAUUUGUGUAUCUGUGUGUGUGAGAAAGACAGGCAGAGACUCAGAGGAAAGAAAUAGAUGAAAGAGACAUUUAUACUGAGGCUUAUAAGGUCAUUAAUUAAAAAUGAUUAUGAAAUUUAUAUUGGUAAUAAAACCUAGUGAUUCACCUCAUUUUCCAGAUAUAAACAUCUCCCUAAUGAUACUUUUUAUACUGCUGCUUUCUAUCCUAUUCUUGCCUACCAUUUUCUUUUAAGUGAUCUGCAAAUAUUAGCAGAUAAGAAAUAAGCCAAGACCUGAAUUUUCAAAAUUAGAAAAUUGGACUCAUUGGUUACAGAUAAAAGUUUAAGCAAACCCUUGAUUUAAACAUAGUAUAAUUUGCAGAAAUUAUAAUAGUAAAAUUAAUGAAUCAAUUAGACUAUAAAUGUAGAUAUAUUCAGAGAGCAAAAGAACCUCUCUGGUACAUUGGGUAGUUCGGCUGUUGUGAGUUGUGAGAAGAUGGGCAAGAAUUACACAGGAUGAUGUGUGUAUGGGUUUUGAUCUACACUGAUAGAGAAAGAAUGCCUGUUCCAAUGAGAUCAUGUAUUUGUUGAUGGCAAUUAUAAUAUAAGCAAAUAUAUUAUUUAUACUUAUUCUGUAUUAGCACUUAGUAUUCUCUAUUAGCCUUGAAUGCAUGGUAUUUUUAUUUUUUGUUAAAAACAUGCCACAACACAAAUCAAUCUUAUAGAAUAAAAGAGUUCUCAAACUUCA
This is a messenger RNA of Sarcophilus harrisii (Tasmanian devil), 3349 nucleotides long. It is a transcript of the gene DNAJC28, whose product is annotated as DnaJ heat shock protein family (Hsp40) member C28. Lineage: Eukaryota; Metazoa; Chordata; Mammalia; Dasyuromorphia; Dasyuridae. The transcript has 2 exons. The record is from RefSeq and is a predicted model, not a curated record. The coding region runs from base 367 to 1518 and encodes 383 amino acids.